Messenger RNA from Thrips palmi, 2849 nucleotides. RefSeq names its product long-chain-fatty-acid--CoA ligase 3 (gene Acsl). Gene Ontology annotation, cellular component: lipid droplet; endoplasmic reticulum; plasma membrane. Gene Ontology annotation, biological process: long-chain fatty-acyl-CoA metabolic process; long-chain fatty acid metabolic process; neuron differentiation. The record is from RefSeq and is a predicted model, not a curated record. The transcript is spliced from 10 exons. NCBI's taxonomy places the organism in Eukaryota, Metazoa, Arthropoda, Insecta, Thysanoptera, Thripidae. Bases 16 to 2193 code for a protein of 725 amino acids. Gene Ontology annotation, molecular function: palmitoyl-CoA ligase activity.
GAAUCUUUAUCUUGGAUGGUUGAAUCUAUGAUUCAGGUACUCAUCCGUGCUAUCAACAGCAUGGCGGACAGCAUGUGGGUCGGCGGUGCCAUCGGUGCCAUCAAGGCCGUGGCUUUCUUCUGCGACAUCGUGACGUACCCCUUUUACCUGAUUCUGCAGCGGCCGUGGGAGAAGAAGCGCCUUUCGGAGCGCACCAAGGCCGUCCCUGUCUCCGUGGAGGCCAAGAGCAUUACGUACAGGAGUGUUCUUCCGCCCCGAAAUAUCCAUCUCACUCUUCUUCGUGAGGAGGUGAACACGAUGGAUCUUCUGGUUCGCUACUUGGCCAAACGGUACAACCAUCGUCGGUGUCUUGGUACCCGGCAAAUUCUUGCCGAGGAAGAUGAGAAGCAGAAGGAUGGCAGAAACUUUAAGAAGUAUGUUCUUGGAGAUUACCACUGGAAGAGCUACACACAGGUUGAUCAAGAAUCUACUGGAUUUGGAAACGGGUUGAGAGCUUUAGGCCAGGAGCCACGCAGCAGUAUUGUGCUGUUUGCUGAAACUCGUGAAGAAUGGAUGAUAGCUGCCCACGGUUGCUUCAAACAAAACAUUCCAGUUGUCACUAUCUAUUCAACUUUGGGAGAUGAGGCCAUUGCCCAUGGAAUCAAUGAAACUGAAGUCACCAUGCUGAUUACUAGUCAUGACUUGUUGCCCAAAUUCAAGAAGAUUCUUGCCAUGUGUCCUAAGGUUCACACCAUCAUUUACAUGCGUGACCAGUUAAAGCAUACUGAAACUACCGGUUUUAAGGAAGGUGUCAGAAUCAUCAGUUUCAAUGAUGUUAUUAAAAUGGGAGAUGAAAAUGCGGGCAAGAUUGUGGCUGUUCCACCUACUCAAGAUGACACUGCUAUAGUUAUGUACACGAGUGGAUCAACAGGUGUACCCAAAGGUGUUAUUCUCACUCAUCGUAACAUGAUGGCUACCCUGCGUGCCUUCUCAGACUGUGUAGACAUCAAUGAGGAAGAUGUCUUCCUUGGUUUCCUUCCCUUGGCUCAUGUGCUAGAACAGGCUGUUGAAAGUGCGUGUCUUCUAUAUGGUGUCCCUAUUGGUUAUUCCACUCCUCUAACAAUGAUUGACUCCUCAAGCAAGAUCAAGCAUGGAACCAAAGGUGAUGCAUCUGUAUUAAAACCCACUCUUAUGACUUCAGUCCCUCUAAUUUUGGAUAGGAUAUACAAGGGAAUCAAUGAUAAGGUUACCAAGAAGGGUGGUUUCUCAAAGGCACUCUUCGAGUUUGCUUGCCAAUACAAGAACAAAUGGACCCGAAGAGGAUUCGAUACUCCUCUCAUUAACAGUCUCAUCUUUAAGCCAAUUCGCUCCAUCCUUGGUGGUCGUAUGCGCUAUGUUCUGUGUGGUGGCGCUCCUCUGUCGCCUGAAACUCAUGAGCUCAUCAAGAACUGCCUGUGUGCAACUGUUCUCCAGGGAUACGCACUGACGGAGACUACAUCCUGUGCAACUGUGAUGGACAUGAGUGACAGGACUCUGGGUAGGGUUGGAAAUCCUACAACAGUGACCGACCUCAGGCUUGUCGAUUGGGAUGAAGGUAAUUACAGAGUCACAGACAAGCCCUAUCCUCGAGGUGAAAUUAUCAUCGGUGGUGACAAUAUCUCCCCUGGCUAUUAUAAGAUGCCUGACAAGACAAAGGAGGACUUCUUUGAGGAAGAUGGCAAGAGGUGGUUUAGGACUGGUGAUAUUGGUGAAUGCCAUCCAGACGGAGUAUUCAAGAUUAUUGACCGCAAGAAGGAUCUAGUCAAGCUUCAGCUUGGAGAAUAUGUUUCCCUAGGAAAGGUAGAAUCUCAACUGAAGACAUGCCCACUUGUGGAGAAUAUCUGCGUGUAUGGAGACCCCACUAAGCAUUACACAGUGGCCUUAGUUGUUCCCAACCAUUCGCACCUUGCCCAAUUAGGCACUACUCUUGGCCUUUCAAGUGCCAGUUUCGAAGAGCUAUGCUCAAAUCCUAAUGUUGAGAAAGCAGUACUUCGUGAAUUGGGAGAACAUGCCAAGAAAUCCAAAUUGGAGAAGUUUGAGGUGCCUGCUGCUGUCAAGCUUUGCACUGAGGUUUGGUCGCCAGAUAUGGGUCUGGUAACAGCAGCCUUCAAGCUGAAGCGCAAAGAUAUUCAAGAGCGGUAUCAGCAUGAAAUUAACCGCAUGUAUGCAUCAUGAUAGCCAGUUAGCUUUUUAAGCUGGCUUGUUAGAACCCAGUGUGUGAGUGUGUGUUAGUGCCCUGUACAUAUUGUAUGUAUUUGUGUUGAGUGCAAUGUGCUAUUGAGCCAAUUAGGUUUUAGUUUUUUGUACAUUUUGAUUGGUCAUUGUAAGAAAGUAACUUUGAUACUCAUUGCUUAAUACUAUUGGAACAAAUCUUAUGUCAUUUUGGUUGUACUUGUGCAGUGACAUAUCUUAAAUGCACUCUUGUACCUAAAUUAUUUCAAAUUCUUAUUUGGUACAAACAAAAUGGUUGUGUAUGCUAUUGUGAGCUCGUCUGAGCACUUGAGCAAUUCCUUGUAAAUGAAGAUUGUAUAUACUGUACAUGUUAAUAAGCGUGGAGAUGAGUGCCACGCUGGCGUGACAUCACAGCAGGCCUGCCCUGUUACUUAUUUAUUAUGAAAUGAAGAGUCUUUUUAUUUAGCAAAGUUAAAGACUGUUAUUAAAUGUUAAGGAAUAGGCAGAGCAUUAGUCUCUGCAAAAAUCGUGAUAUAUACACUAAAUUUUGUUACAUCAAUUAAGCUUGUAAAAGAGCGCUUCAUUUUUAUUAUUCAUUUUGCUGAGUCUUCCCCAUUUGGUCUUUGUAAUUACAAAAUAAAUCACAUUUCAAAUUUUAA